Molecule: messenger RNA, 2057 nt
Organism: Durusdinium trenchii
Lineage: Eukaryota; Dinophyceae; Suessiales; Symbiodiniaceae
Source: the annotation of a GenBank genome assembly
UUGGCUCAGACCUUUUCCGGUUUGACAGUUUGACGCUCAGUGGUCGCUAUGGAGGAUGAGUCGGCGCAUGAAGUUUUGCAGAGCCUCCGGGAGACGCUGAACCGCACACAGAUCGGUGCAGCAGAGCUGAUCCGGAAGUUCCAAGUGGAUGACCAGGGCACCUGCGAUGCUACUGCUUUUCGAAACGCCCUCUCAGAUUUGGGUCUUGAUCUUGCAGAUGAACGCUUCGACUCCCUGGUGAACGUGCUGGACAAGGACAACGAAGGCAGGAUCAUGCUGAAGCACCUUGAGGCCAGACUGAACCGCACUUCCUCAAAGCAAGUUCGUACGCAAGUCUCGGUCAUGUGGAAGGACCGAGAUGCGAUAUCAGAGGCCGGUGAUGGCACCGCCAGGGUGGGCGACUGGCUGCCCAGCGAAGACAAGCACGGCUGCCUGACAGAGCGUGAAAGACGAAUGAACAGCCACCGCAGAAGACCGGUGCAAUUGGAGCCAAUGACCAGAAGCGACUUUGUCAUGGCAAACAUCAAAGGUGUGCUCAAUCGGAGGAAAAUCCGUUCCGUGGAAAUCUUUAGGUUUCUGGAUACCAAUGGAAACGGAGGCGUGUCUCCUGAAGAGCUGGCACGAGGCUUACACAGGUUGGGCGUACACAAGCUGAGGGAUUCUGAGCUGGAGGAAGUGGUUGCAAGUCUGGACACCGAUAGGAGUGGAGACAUUAGCUUGACUGAGUUUGACAAAGCCUUGCGCCUGGCUGAGAAGAAGGCACGCGCAGAAGGUCGCACCGAUCUGGUUGAUAAAUGGAAGGUGCCUCCUGAGCUAAUGCUGGACUAUGGCCAGAAGUACGACUGGUCGAAGCGGACGCUGAAGUUCGAUGGCAGGUUUACUGGGCAGGAUGAUACCUUGUCCUCUGGAAAAGUCACGAGCCGUGACAUCGACCAAUCCUUGCACUCCUUGGACUUUGAUCCAGAUGACUUGGAAGAGUCGAAGACCUCGCAGUGGACUUCCAAAAGCUCAAAAAGUACAUUGCUGAAUGCCUCAAGGUGGCUGCAGGCUUCUAGAGGUCCUUUAGGAGCAGCCAUCUCGGCACCAAUUGGCUGUGGGAGCCUGCACGACAACUUCAUCUUCCGCCAGCGCUUGGUGGACAACACCUGGGCCUCCCGCCCGCCCAAAAUCGAGCAUGAGCGGCUGCCGCUGUACAGAUAUGGCAGGUUUCGGCGCGCCAUAGCUGAAACCCGCUGGGGGGCCGAACCUGUGGAGGUCCCAGAGGCAAUGCUGAAGACCAGAGAUGGCUGUCUGGAGGCAAGUCGUCCUCGACGAUUGACUGAUCUGGACCGGGGCAGGGAGAAGUUCCAUGCGCCGCUGCUGAAGUCGGUGAUCGACACCGUGGUCUUCGGGCACGAUUUGGAUUUCUCCAACGACAAGACCUGCAAUGAGACCUUCAAGGCCAAAUUUGAAGGUGCCUAUGGGCGUGCGUCCUGGUUCACAUCGGAGGAAGACCUAGGGAGUGGCCUUUUCAGAAAAGCCAUUGUGUGAGCAGCUGCAUGUGACUGGCCCCGUGACGAGGGGCAGUCGAAAUGUCCGACAAGCCAAAAGAACAGUCAAUUUUGACCAUUUUCCGAUAGGCUUGGCAUACAAAGAUGUGUCAUCUCAUUUGUUUUCCACGGUCUUGGUUUAAAACCAGCCGUGGCAGCUGGUUGAAAGUCAUUGCUCUGGUUGUUGCAUGUGAGAUCAGUGACCUGGCCAGCCAUGGUGGCGGCAAAUGCUCAGCCACCCUUGUAACCGCAGCCAUCAGUGAUGGUGUACAUUUGACGUCCGACAUGCCCUGGUUUCGCAUGCGGAAGAGCGUCCCGAAUUGCAAAGAGGUUGAUCAAGCGAGGCCAUGUUGAGUUUGGACACCGGUGGUCAGUGAGUGUUGCACCUGAGGCCCAAUUCCAGCAGGCGCAAGGCAGGGAUUUGUUGUUCAGUCAUGAUUCAUGGCUUGUUUGUUGCAUGGGUCCAACCAGCUCAGGCUGCGCAGGCUGCGGUGGCUUCGGCGUGGACCCAAGUGGUCAACAACUUGC